AUGAUAGGCCACUAUACCAUUACAGAGAGCACUGCAAAAAAUCUAAUGGUUUCCAUAAAGUCGGUACGGCCAAAUAAUAGUGGAAGUGGUCAAAUACAACUGUGGCAAUUCCUCCUUGAGUUACUUUCUGAUACACAUAGCAAUGCGCACUGUAUCACUUGGGAGGGCCAAAAUGGUGAAUUCAAACUGUUAGAUCCAGAUGAAGUGGCUAGAAAAUGGGGCGAAAGGAAAAGUAAACCAAAUAUGAACUAUGAUAAGCUUAGCCGUGCUUUGCGAUAUUACUACGAUAAAAACAUCAUGACAAAGGUUCACGGAAAACGUUAUGCCUACAGAUUUGAUUUCAACAGAUUGGCACAGUCUUGCCAAAGCAACUGCAGUGGUGAAUUGGUGUCAGCAGUUGCAACAUCGGCACAGCAAUAUCGAUCUUCACUGACAAGUUAUCAUCCUCCUCAAUUCCUGUUUCAACAUUAUCAUCACGCGAUGCCGAAAAUGCGUUCUGCUGGUGUGUCGUAUGCGCCUUUCAUCCAACCAGUAACUUCAGAUAAGCGGUCCGCACAUUUGAUGCGACCGUACUGGCCUGGAACGAUUUCAACCGGAAGCUGUGGGUAUACAUCGACAGGAGGUUAUUGUGGAACACAGCCAAGGUCUUUUAGCAAUUUUUUGCCGUGAUGUAUGAAUAUAGCCUGAAUUGAAUAAAAAUUUCGUCC
Messenger RNA from Loa loa (African eye worm), 707 nucleotides. RefSeq names its product DNA-binding protein D-ETS-3. The record is from RefSeq and is a predicted model, not a curated record. The transcript is spliced from 5 exons. Bases 1 to 669 code for a protein of 222 amino acids. Gene Ontology annotation, molecular function: DNA-binding transcription factor activity, RNA polymerase II-specific; sequence-specific DNA binding. Gene Ontology annotation, cellular component: nucleus. Gene Ontology annotation, biological process: regulation of transcription by RNA polymerase II; cell differentiation. Lineage: Eukaryota; Metazoa; Nematoda; Chromadorea; Rhabditida; Onchocercidae.